UCUUCCCUCCUCUUCAUCUGGCUUCGGACAGUCUUUAGCUCUCCCUUCUGCCUCUGUGCCAAACUUGUUUCAGUCACAGCCACGGAACACAUCAGGAAGACGCCAUGCGCAGGACAUUGUGGUCGCCUCCUUCUACCCGGCCUAGUCGCUGGUUGCACCCAAUUCCUUCUCAUUCUCAGCGAUGGCAAGAGACUUUGGCGCGCUUCUUGACUCCUCUCACCCUUUGGAUAUGUGUUUCCGUCAUUCUCCGAUAUGGGUAUUUUGGGGAUUCUCGUCUCGCGCUUGGACCCAGUUCAUCCCGUCUGGUGGAAGCAGGUUCUUUGUUUGUAAAACAAAUUGAAGUAAAAGAUUAUUAUAACAGUGAAGUUCUUGUUUAUGCAUUUGAUGAGAAACCUGAGCAUACUGUCCUCGCUAAUUGGAGUGCAUCUAAUUUCCUAGUUGUUGCGGCAUACACUCGCAAGGGAUAUUCCCUGUGGCUAAAUAAGGGCUCCACGAUCCGCAUGAGUUGGGAAGCACCGACCAGAUAUUUAAAUAAGCUAGAAGGGGUCGUGAUUAAAGGAGAACGAAGGUUCAAACGACUGCAGCCUAAACAAGCAUCCCUUAAUGCAAUUGCUGACCCUGAGAUUAUUUAUGGUAAAGAAGCUGAAUACCUCAUCGAGGAAGACGAUAGAUACCACAUCGGGGUUCUAAACAUGAAUGGCGGGAAUAUUAUAUUGACCAUGCAUGUUAAUGUUUCGGCAAUGGUUUAUGAUACCUCCAAAGCCAAGAAGCUCUGCUCUACUGCAAACGGAUUAUGUAGAUUGAGUCUCCUAUUCCCUCACACGCAUUACCUAACUCUAAUGACAACCAACAACCAGGGAGUCCGUGGGGAUUGGUCAGUCGAAGUUUCUUUUGUGGCUCGUGCGCUUACUUACAUAGCACUUUUAGGAUUUAUUGUUGCUGUUAUAUUUCUGAUACUGAGAUAUCUUGGAGCCUGCGGCGGCAGUGACCACAAUCAGAGUACUAAUGUGAUCACAGACACGUAUCACACAAGUAUUGUGGCCACAUCACGCGAGGUCACCGAAACUGAGCCUAUGAUGCCAGUGAAAAGCAUGACAUAUGGAACAAAUGAAGAUGAAGAUGAUGAUAAUGAAUCAAGAGCAUCAAGCACCUCUUCAGAGGAGUUAUAUGAUGAAAAACUUUGUGUCAUUUGUUACGACGAACUGCGCAACUGCUUCUUUAUUCCCUGCGGCCAUUGUGCUACUUGCUAUGACUGUGCACAGAGGAUUAUGGAAGGCGACAGCAAAGUUUGUCCCAUAUGUCGGAGGCUUAUUCACAAGCCACGAAGAUUAUUCCAUAGUUAGGCGCGUCAACACGCAAUGAUGUUGAUUAUUGAACAAGAGGGAUGUUGUAGAUAGUGGAAGAAAAUUUGAGAAGAAAUUAGGACAUUGUGAUACUAUCAACUUCAUUGUGUGCGAUUCAAUUUGUAGCUCAAUGUAUCCAUGGCUUUCGAAUUUUUUUUUGCAUUAAGCUGCAGGAUACGAGUUGCUCUGAUUUUGAGAUCUUCUUGCAGAUUUUAUUGAGAAAAUAUCAUCGAGAAAUUAUUAUCAUUA
This is a messenger RNA of Neltuma alba, 1592 nucleotides long. RefSeq lists its product as uncharacterized. The record is from RefSeq and is a predicted model, not a curated record. Lineage: Eukaryota; Viridiplantae; Streptophyta; Magnoliopsida; Fabales; Fabaceae. The transcript has 8 exons. The coding region runs from base 105 to 1343 and encodes 412 amino acids. Gene Ontology annotation, biological process: protein ubiquitination; cell cycle. Gene Ontology annotation, molecular function: ubiquitin protein ligase activity.